CGACGGCGCCGCAGAGCUGGGAGCAGGAGGCGGAAGUGCCUGUUGCUGCGUUUCACCGCUUCUCCCAACGGUGUUGCGGCGCCACUCGGUGGUCGGUUAGCUGUGUGAACCCGCGGCCCAGCUGCUACCAUGAGCCGGCACAGCCGGCUGCAGAGGCAAGUUCUGAGCCUGUAUCGCGAGCUGCUGCGCGCCGGGCGCGGGAAGCCGGGGGCAGAGGCGCGCGUGCGGGCCGAGUUCCGGCAGCACGCCUGCCUGCCACGCUCAGAUGUACUGCGCAUCGAGUACCUGUACCGCCGCGGACGGCGCCAGCUCCAGCUGCUACGCUCCGGGCACGCCAAGGCCAUGGGUGCCUUCGUGCGUACGCGAGGCCCGAACGAGGAGUCCCACGGCGCGGGGGUCCCAGAGACCCCGCCUGACGAAGGUGAUGGCCCGAGGAAACCGCUGGACAGCAUGGGGGCACCGAAGACACCGCCGGAUGGACGGUGACCGGCUGAAGGGCUCGCGCGUUGGCUCAGGGGAACCGGGGGCCCGCCUGACUGCGUAGGGGGACCGGGGAGCCCGCCUGAUGGAAGGUGAGAGGUCUUGAGAGACUAGAUCGACAGAUUGGGGGAACUGAAGAGCCCUCCUGGCGAUGUGGGAUGCGAUGGCAAGAGAUGCCUGACUUUGCCCGAUGUGUAGUAACGGGUCGAACUUACUCAUGAGGGCUUGGGAUGGCCUGGAUCUCCUGCUGGCUCGACUGUCAAGCUGAGAGCUACUUACCCGAAAGCCUGGGUAGCCAGGACGCCCCGCUGGUGGACAGAAAGAGACUGACAUGCCCUUCCCUAGACCCCUGAGAAUGUAUCACUCCUGGCUCUUCAAGGAGACUCCCCUCUCCUGUAUUGAACUCUGAGAAGAGCAGACUUUUUUGCUGAGGAGUUUGAGAAGAUGCCCUGAUGGACGGUGAAAAGCCUGGAAUCCCCUUAGGAAAAUCUUUCCCCCAUUGUGACAAACUAGGAAGGGGGUAGGGAGUCUCUCCUCCCAGCUAAUCAGUUAAAGACCCCCUCAAGACCUCUACCUCUACAUGAUGGUUCUGAGGGGGACUCCCGAUUCCUGCCCCUUUCCCUGCUCAGGACUGUCGGACAAAAAGGCAAUAAAAUUGGGGAUGUGCUUACUUCCCUAU
Messenger RNA from Hippopotamus amphibius kiboko, 1159 nucleotides. RefSeq names its product succinate dehydrogenase complex assembly factor 1 (gene SDHAF1). Gene Ontology annotation, biological process: mitochondrial respiratory chain complex II assembly. NCBI's taxonomy places the organism in Eukaryota, Metazoa, Chordata, Mammalia, Artiodactyla, Hippopotamidae. The record is from RefSeq and is a predicted model, not a curated record. Bases 130 to 486 code for a protein of 118 amino acids. Gene Ontology annotation, cellular component: mitochondrion. The transcript has a single exon.